CUUGUUGCUGAUCUCUUUUUCUCUCCCUCCAGCAUCCCAAGGCGCUGAAGCGGGAGAGUGGAGAAAAUAAAGCUCACUCACUGAGCAGCCCGGGAGAUUAAAGAGAGGUCUGGGCCGGGCCACCUCAGACGCUCUCUCUCCUCCAGGAGAAACACUUGCGCCGGAGAGGCUGGGUCAGUCUCGACGUGAACAACAUUCCCUCGUCUAGGUAGCUCCGUUCUUCCGGAUUCAGACCAUCGGGUGUGUAAACACCCCCGCAACCCCCCCCCGCUCGCCUCCUGAAGCGGUGUGUCCUCCCCCUCCCCCCGCAAGGAUGGUGGAUGUGUUCAGCGGGAGGCUCCUCAUGAACAAGGACGGGCACCUGGUGGACCCCGAGGAAGCCCUGCAGAACAAGAUCGUGGGCUUGUACUUCUCGGCGGCGUGGUGCUCCCUGUGUCGCGAAUUCACCCCCACCCUGUGCGACUUCUACAGCGAGCUGGUGGAGGAAGCGCCCUCGCCGGCCCCGUUCGAGAUCGUCUUCAUCUCCUCCGACCGCAGCUCCGAAGAGAUGGUGGAUUACAUGCAAGAGACGCACGGGGACUGGCUGGCGCUGCCUUUCCACGAUCCUUUUAAGCAUGAGUUGAAGAAGAAAUACAACAUCACGGCCAUUCCCAAACUUGUGAUUGUUAAACAAACUGGAGAAGUCAUUACAGAUAAAGGCAGAAAACAUAUUCGGGAGAGAGGGCUCAACUGCUUCCGAAACUGGGUUGAGGGGGCGAAUGUCUUUGAGAAUUUCUGUACUUGAACCAAUGGUGGGAUCUGCAGAGGAGAUAGCUUUGUUAUAUACAUUCUAUAAAUCUAGAGUUCUUAUUGUUGCUACUUUUUCAAAAGGGGGCUUACAGUUGCCUCGUCUCAUGCUCCUUUGCUUUAUUUCAGAUUCUGCAUAGAUGGAAUAGUUAAAUGUUUCUGA
Messenger RNA from Gekko japonicus, 949 nucleotides. It is a transcript of the gene NXNL2, whose product is annotated as nucleoredoxin-like 2. Gene Ontology annotation, biological process: photoreceptor cell maintenance; sensory perception. NCBI's taxonomy places the organism in Eukaryota, Metazoa, Chordata, Lepidosauria, Squamata, Gekkonidae. The transcript is spliced from 2 exons. The record is from RefSeq and is a predicted model, not a curated record. The coding region runs from base 314 to 784 and encodes 156 amino acids.